AUGCGUUGUACAAAGCGACUUCCAUUGAUCCUCUCCGUCUUAGCAUUGCCACUGAUCUUCUCAGUCGCAGCCGACGCAAAGAAGAAUGUCCAGGAUGUAGAGGCUACGGCCGGUAACAGCGCCUUUGAGCCCGAGCUCUGGCAGCUCCACGCCCACGGCCACAACCAUCUCAACAACAACGUCCACAAGAAGAUGAGCAAGUCCCAUUCCAAAAAGCACCACCACCAUAAGGCCUCCAGCAGCAAAAAGAAGGCUGCCGUGGCCAAGCGCGCCGUGGCUGCCGAUAACAUUGACGGUAUUGCCGCCUUUGAGCCCGAGCUCUGGCAGCUCCGUGCCCACGGUCAUCACCACCAAAUCCAGAAGGACCACCACAAGAAGCAACAAAAGCACAAGAAGAAGGUCCUGGCGGCGGUCAAGAAGAUUGCAGCCAAGAAGAAGAAGGCUGCGAUUUUGAGCAAGCGGAUUGUCAAGGAUGGGCCUGAGGAACAGAGGGUUCUUUCGUCUGAGGAUGAUGAUCAAGAGAAUGAUGAUCAAGAGGAUGAUGAUCAAGAGGAUGAUGAUCAAGAGAAUGAUGAUCAGGAGAAUGACGAUCAGGAGAAUGAUGACGAGGCUGUCGAUGCUGCGCACAAGAAGGAGAAGAAGGGUGGGAAGAAGGAGAAGAAGCAUGGUCAUAACCAUGAGGAUGAGGAACAUGACAAGUAUGAUGUUGAUCCUGCGGAUGAGCUUGCGGAUGAAUAUAAGAAGGAACAUGGUGGUAAGGAUGCUGAGGAGGUUGAGCGUGAGAAGGAGGGUGGUAAGAAGGAGCCCAAGGAUGGCAAGAAGGAUCCCAAGGACGGAAAGGACCCCAAGGAGCCUAAGGAUGGAAUGGAGCCCAAGGAUCCUAAGGAUGGAAAGGAACCCAAGGAGCCUAAGGAUGGAAAGGAGCCCAAGGAUCCUAAAGAUGGAAAGGAGCCUAAGGAGCCUAAGAAUGGAAAGGAACCCAAGGAGCCCAAGGACGAAAAGGACCCCAUGGACGAAAAGGACCCCAUAGACGAAAAGGACCCCAUGGACGAAAAGGACCCCAUGGACGGAAAGGACCCCAUGGACGGAAAGGCCCCCGUUGAUGCCAAGACCCCCGUUGAUGCCAAGACCCCCAAGGAUGGCAAAGCUGCCGUCCCUCCAGCAGCCAUCAAGCCUGCUCCCAUUGUCCCUGUCCAACACAUGGGCGAGUUCCUGACCAAGUGCAAUACCCCCGGCCAAGUCGCCCUUACCUUUUCCGAGGGACCAAGUGAGGCCACGACCCAGAUGCUCGAGAUCCUGAAGGAGGGCAAGGCCCGCGUGACCUUCUUUGCGAACGCAACCUGGCUCGAGUACAUGCAGUACGCCGGUGUCACCCGCCGCGCCUACACCAACGGCCACCUCAUCGGCAUGACCUACCGCCUCCCCAACGACUCCUCUAAGGGCAUGUCAGACGUCGAACUCAAGGCCGACAUUGCCAAGCAGGCCACAAAGAUCUUUAACCUCAUCGGAAAGUACCCUAAGUACGUCCGUCUCCAUGACGCUGGCCUCAAGGACCCCAAACUCGAGCCCACCAUACGUGAGAUGGGUUAUACCCUUGUCGGUUUCAACCUUGACGAGGCCGAUUACAAGUACAACACCCGUGAGCAAGCCCCCCAGAUUGCUGGCAUCUACGAAUCGACGUUCACCAAGCAGGCUGACGCUUUCGGUCGCAAGGGAUCCUACGUUGUUGUCGGAUACGACAUCCCUGCCUCUGGCGCCGCCGCCGCUCUGCCCGACAUCAUCACAACGAUCAUCCGCAACGGGUACGACAUGGUCCGCCUCGACGGCUGCAACAACGACAGCAGCCCGUACAAGAAGUCAGCCCUCUUGAACGAUGGUUUCGUCGGUGACGACUUCUCCUUUGGCGCUGCCAAGUAUGUCCAUGGACAGUCCCCCGUCUCUGUUCAGAACGGAAAGGCUGUCGCUGGAAACUUUCCCGCUAAGGUUGGUGACACGCCCAUGUCUGGUGCUGCCUCUAGCCUCGUGUCUUCGAUCGUUCCUGGUGCCGUCGGUUUGGUCGUCUCCUUUCUCUUCCAGUGGCUCAACCGCCACUAA
Messenger RNA from Linnemannia hyalina, 2094 nucleotides. The record is from the annotation of a GenBank genome assembly. NCBI's taxonomy places the organism in Eukaryota, Fungi, Mortierellomycota, Mortierellomycetes, Mortierellales, Mortierellaceae.